Molecule: messenger RNA, 1329 nt
Organism: Naumovozyma castellii
Lineage: Eukaryota; Fungi; Ascomycota; Saccharomycetes; Saccharomycetales; Saccharomycetaceae
Gene: KGD2
Product: dihydrolipoyl transsuccinylase
Exons: 1
Coding region: 1-1329 (442 amino acids)
Source: RefSeq, a predicted model, not a curated record
AUGCUCUCCAGAUCAACUCGCAGAUUCGCACCAAAGAUACUCCAAUCGGCAUCGAGAAACUUCUCCAAACAAACAUCAACAAGACUGCUAAGACAGAACCCGGCAGCUUCCAUAUUGCAAACACCCUCAUCACCACAUGUAUCAUUUCAAAAAUUGACAAAUUUCACUUUGGCUCAACGUUGGGCCUCCACUUCAGUGAAAGUUCCUCAAAUGGCUGAAUCAUUGACAGAGGGAUCUCUAAAGGAAUUCACCAAGGCUGUCGGUGAUUUCAUCGAGCAAGAUGAAUUGCUGGCCACCAUCGAGACAGAUAAGAUCGAUAUUGAAGUCAUCGCUCCAGUAUCAGGUACUGUCUCCAAAUUAAAUUUUAAACCGGAGGAUACUGUCACUGUCGGUGAAGAAUUGGCUACCAUUGAAGAAGGUGAAGGAUCUGCUUCUAAGUCUGAAGCUGAAACACCAGCUCCUGCUGCAUCUGAAAAUACUGCCGACGCCGCUCCAGCAAAGGAAGAAGCCAAACCGGCUGCUGAAGCUAAAAAGGAAAAGGCUGCUUCAAAACCUUCUCCUACCCCAACAAAACCUGCUAGUAAACCAAAGGAAGAACCUAAAAUGGCAAAACCUUCAUUUACUUCCUUUUCUCGUAAUGAAACAAGAGUGAAAAUGAAUAGAAUGAGAAUGAGAAUUGCCGAAAGAUUAAAGGAAUCUCAAAAUACAGCAGCUUCAUUGACCACUUUCAAUGAAGUAGAUAUGUCCUCUUUAUUGGAAAUGAGGAAACUAUACAAGGAUGAAAUAAUUAAAUCCCAAGGUGUCAAAUUCGGUUUCAUGGGUCUUUUCUCCAAAGCCUGUGUUAUCGCUGCCAAGGAGUUCCCAGGUGUCAACGGAGCCAUUGAAGGUGAUCAAAUUGUUUAUAGAGAUUACGUCGAUAUUUCUGUCGCCGUGGCAACUCCAAAGGGGUUAGUCACUCCAGUCAUUCGUAACGUGGAAUCUCUCUCCGUGUUAGAAAUUGAACAAGAAAUUGUAAAUAUGAGUAAGAAGGCUCGUGAUGGGAAAUUAACUUUGGAAGAUAUGACUGGUGGUACUUUUACAAUUUCUAAUGGUGGUGUCUUUGGUUCAUUAUUUGGUACUCCAAUUAUUAAUACGCCUCAAACCGCAGUCUUAGGUUUACAUGGUGUCAAGGAAAAACCAGUAAGUAUAAAUGGACAAAUCGUAUCAAGACCAAUGAUGUAUUUGGCAUUGACAUAUGAUCAUAGAUUACUGGAUGGUAGAGAAGCUGUAACUUUCUUGAAGAACGUUAAGGAAUUGAUCGAAGAUCCAAGAAAGAUGACAUUGUUCUAA